AUCAUUCUUUACUCAUGUGCGUGCUGUCAAGAUCGAUCUGUCAAGAUCUAAUCAAAUGUGCAGUGGUCAAACGUGGUUCGCAGCAACAAAAUUUGUGAUUCCAGAAAAUUAAGUGAAUUUUGAUUCUACCGGGCGUAAAAUUAUCGUUUUAAAAUCAAUCGAUCGAUGAUUAAGGGCCCUUUGAUCACUUCAGUUAUAAGUUUUACCUCGGUAGAUCACUAAUUCCAAAGUUUUCUUGGGUCAAAAUUUUGUUGAUGCUGAAAUUUUAUGAGGAAAAAUGCGAAAAAAAAGGUACAACAGGUAAAGCCCAUUCAGAAGAAGAAGGCUCAAUGAUGUCAUCUCUCAGCAACAAGUCCACGGCACGGUGUAUUCUACGCUGGAUCUCCGGACUCCAGGGGUACGGAUUUUUCCUGACUGGAUCCGCUCCUUGGAACUCCUCCUUCAGCUCGAUUUUGUGCUCAAUGAGCCCCGUUUUGCCGAGAUUUCCAGGACUCGCUAAUCUGGUCGUCACCCUCGUCGAGCGUCUCGACACUCUGGUGAACCGACGGACGGAUUCCAAACUUCUGCCAAAAAUCGUAUCCUAGGAUACAACGACGUUUUAGAUCUGGAGCAAUCAAAACAGGUAAGAUCUUCGUCUCUUCAUUGAAUGUAAUUGGUACAUCUGCACAACCUACGACGUUCAUCUGCUGUCCCGCAGCUGUCUUCAAUGACACUGCUGACUCUCUCACCUUCAGUCCUAAUGAAUGGAUCAAUUUUUCUCCUCCUUUGCCAAGAACAGUUCUUGCUGCUCCGCUAUCUAACAAUCCUACGACGGUAAUACCCAGGAACUCAACUCUCGCGAAUGGC
Messenger RNA from Culex quinquefasciatus (southern house mosquito), 846 nucleotides. RefSeq lists its product as uncharacterized. NCBI's taxonomy places the organism in Eukaryota, Metazoa, Arthropoda, Insecta, Diptera, Culicidae. The record is from RefSeq and is a predicted model, not a curated record. Bases 255 to 584 code for a protein of 109 amino acids. The transcript has 3 exons.